Molecule: messenger RNA, 4958 nt
Organism: Ictidomys tridecemlineatus (thirteen-lined ground squirrel)
Lineage: Eukaryota; Metazoa; Chordata; Mammalia; Rodentia; Sciuridae
Source: RefSeq, a predicted model, not a curated record
UUCAGCCCUUCGCUUCUGUGACCACAAAUAGCAUCUUUGGCAAAUCUGGUUUCAGUUGGGCCUUUGCUCACCUCCUGAAUUCCACGCAGGGUCUUAAAAACCCUUGAGGAAUAAAAGAUUUAAGCCUGCCCAAUGGACUCCGUGAUUCCGUACUUAUAAGAGUGCCCCAAACGGGGGUGGGGAAGGAGGGGACAGAUGCCCUAGGAGCAACCCGAGACUGGUCUGCGCGAUCUGCCAAGUCACUGGCUCUGCCUAGGACCCAGAAAUGAGAACGCUCCCGAGACUGGUGGAUCUGUCCCUCCUCUGGAGAAAGGAUGCGGGUAACCGAUCUAAGGUGCAGAAUCAAGGGUCCGGCUGUCUGAGAGCGCUAAGAAGCAGAAGCCUCCUAGGUGUUGGUGGCAAGCAGGGUCGCCAGGCUUGGGGAUCCGGCGGCCUGGCGGAGAGAUAUACCAAGGGCGGCAGCGGGGGAUCAGAAGGCGAGCGAGGAAGCCGCCGAGACUCGGAGAACUCAGGAGCGCUGUAGGGACCUGUGAGGGGUCGGAUGUAAGGGGCUGGCUGGGACGACCCUAGCCUAGAGUUCCCUUGUGGUCUACAGAGACGUCCUCUGGACUCGGCGAAGUAAGGAGUGAGCUGAGUGGCUUUCCAGCCUCAGCGGUGCGGAAGUGCAGCGAUGACGCAAGAACCAGAGCGGCCUGUACGGCCUCGAACUCAGGGUAGGGUCCUGUUCCUGGUCAUCUGUGCAGCUGGCAUUGGUGGAACUUUUCAGUUUGGCUACAACCUUUCCAUUAUCAAUGCUCCAACCUUGAGCUCAAGAGACUUGAUGACUGGAUUACAGAAUCACAGAGCCUUGUGGAGGAGAAGGCCUGUCCUGUCCAGUACCAGCAUCCCUGUCAUCCCCAGGAGGCUGACUGCCAUCUCUUUUCACAGCAUAUUCAGAAAUUCACCAAUGAAACAUGGCAAGCACGCACUGGAAAACCACUGCCUGACCACAUGGUUCUGCUUGUAUGGUCCCUCAUUGUGUCUCUUUUCCCCAUGGGGGGACUUUUUGGAGCCCUGCUUGCAGGACCCAUGGCCAUUAAGCUGGGAAGGCGUGAGCAUGAACGUUCAGCCUAUGUACCUGGGGGAGAGUGCUCCCAGUGAACUCCGAGGAGCAGUGGCCAUGACCUCAGCCAUCUUCACAGCCCUGGGAAUCGUGAUGGGACAGGUGGUCGGAUUGAGGGAGCUGAUGGGUGGACCACAGGUAUGGCCCCUUCUGCUGGCCAGUUGCCUGGUGCCUGGGGUACUCCAGCUCGUCUCAUUGCCCCUGCUUCCUGAGAGCCCACGCUACCUCCUCAUUGACUGUGGAGACACAGAGGCCUGCCUAGCCGCUCUGCAGAUGCUGCGGGGCACCCAGGAUGUGGCAGAGGAGAUGGAAGAGAUGGAGGAGGAGCGUGCUGCCUGCCAGGGCCGCCAGGCACGGCGCCCAUGGGAGUUGUUCCAGGACCGGGGCCUGAGGAGGCAAGUGACAAGCCUUGUGGUGCUGGGCAGUGCCAUGGAGCUCUGUGGGAAUGACUCGGUGUAUGCCUAUGCUUCCUCAGUGUUCCGGGAGGCAGGAGUGCCUGAAGAGAAGAUCCAGUAUGCCAUCAUUGGAACUGGGAGCUGUGAGCUGUUUGCAACUUUUGUUAGCUGCGUGGUGAUUGAGAGGGUGGGUCGGAAGGUGCUGCUGGUAGGGGGAUACUCUCUGAUGACCUGCUGGGCCAGCAUCUUCACAGCUGCGCUGUGUCUGAAGAACUCCUUCCCCUGGAUGCCCUAUCUGGCCAUGUCCUGCGUCUUUGCUUUCAUCCUCAGCUUUGGUAUCGGCCCUGCUGGAGUGACGGGAAUCCUGGCCACAGAGCUGUUUGAUCAGACAGCCCGACCUGCUGCUUACAUGGUCUGUGGAGCCCUGAUGUGGAUCAUGCUCUUCCUGGUUGGAAUUGGGUUCCCCUUUGUCAUGGAGAGCCUGUCCCACUUCCUCUUUGUUCCUUUCCUCGGUGUCUGCAUCUGUGGAGCCAUCUACGCUGGAUUGUUCCUCCCUGAGACCAAAGGCAAGACAUUCCUGGAGAUCUCUGAGGAUUUACACAGACUCAGCUUGCCCGUGCAGGCCCAGGGCCCCACAAGGAGCAGCAGGGAGGUCAUCCAGUCCACAGAGCUAUAGCUGCACAGUUGUGGCAGGGGCUAAAGGUGGCUGCUGCCCUGUCCUUUGCUUUUCAGAAUGAUUUGCAUUUUAAUGAGUGUUUAUUCAGCACCUACAUUUGCCUUUUUUAUACUUUGAUAUAAUUCUAUAUUAUUUGUACACAUUUGUGUCCGGCUUUCUUUGGAAAAGUUUAGUUGCGUGUGUUAGUAUACAUUCCUUUGUGUUGCUGAGUAGUUAUCCCCUGUAUGGGUAUAUCAUGAUUUGUUUAUCCCUUUGCCUAUUGGGGGCUGGGGAUACAGCUCAGUUGGUACAGUGCUUUCCUUGCAUGCAUAAGGCCCUGGGUUCAAUCCCCAGCACUGCCAAAAAAAAAAAAAAAAAAGUCUUUGGUAGACAUUUGGAUUACUUCUAAUUUUUGGCCACCAUGAAUAAAGCUGCUGUGAGUAUUCCUAUGCAAAUUGUUGUAUAGAUGUGUAUUUUCAUUUUUUGUGCAUCUGUUUGGGCUGCUAUAACACUGUAUCAUAGACUGGGUGGCUUAUAAACAAUAGAAAUAUACUCCUAAUUCUGGAGGCUGGAAAGUCCAGGGUCAAGGGCCCACUUCCUGGUUUAUAAACAUUUGUUUUCUUGCUGUAACCUCCCAUGGCAGAAGUGAAGAACUUCAUCUCUUUUAUAAGGCACUAGUGGAUCCCAUUCAUGAAAGCUCUACCCUCAUGACCUAAUCACGUCUUAAAGGCACAACUUCCGAAUACCAUCAUAUUAGGUAGCAAGAAAUCUCUAGAGAGUAAUAUUUAUUUGGGAAUGACAGAGCAUUGCAAUGGGAAUAUGUGGACCAAUACUAAUCUAUGGGUGCAUUCAAGAAGGUCAGACAAGUAGUUUUUAUAGGGAAAAAAGGGAAAUUUUUUGGUGAGCUGCGUGGAUUAAAAGUAUUCAUUGGUCUGUUCUGCAAGGUGAUUAUAGUAGUGUUUUAUACUUUCACUAGCAGUGAUUUGAGAGUUCUGCAUACUCCAAAUCAUCAAUAUUUGGUUGGUAUUGUCAGUAUUUUCAAUUUGACCAUUCUAGUGAGUGUGUAGAAAGUAGUGUCUCUCUGUGCUUUAAUUAUGGUAUUUUCUUGAUGACUAAUAAUGUUGACCACCUUUUCAUGUGUUUAGUAUGACCAUUUAUCUGCUUUUGUGAAGAAUCCUUUCCUAUCUUUUGUCUACUAUUUUUAUUGAGUUACCUUAUUUUUUUAAUUAACAAGCAUUUUUAUUAACUUUUUUGAAAAAUUGAUUAUGAGUUUAAUAUUAUAUUUUUAAUAUUAUAUUUUUACCUGGGCAACACAUUUAGAGGUUCUUAGGAAUAAGAAUCAAAAUAAAAUAGUCAUUAAUGUAACUAGACUACAUAGUUGUAUCAAAAAAGAGAAAAAAAAAUCAGUGUUUUGUAACUAAGUCUGAGUUUAGAAUAUAUCACCUGCUUUAAAUAAUAUUUAAAUCCUAAAAGAUGAAAGACAUUUUGCAGGAGAAAACAGGCUCAAGAAGGAAACAUUACAAAAGAUAUAAUAAUAAUUACUUUGAAUCAAAUUUAUGAAUCAACUUCUUUCUCCAAACAAGAUUUCAUGUCUCUAAAGAACACAGGUUUCUAAUUCCAGAAAGAUAGUUGUCAAAACUUUAAAUACUUCUCUAACAAUUACAUUCUCUAUCUGGAUCAAACUUUUACUGCCCAACAUUUCUUGCCAUUUUUCUUAUUGUCAACAAAGCCUAGGUGCUGGACUUUGUGAACUGUGACACAGCUAGACCUUUAAGUAAUUAUUAUAACUAAUAUAUCUAAUAGUUAUUUGCUAAGAGUAAUAGAAUGAUAUACAUAUACCCCUUAUAAACUAAAAUAGUACUUCUGCACACUUUUCUGUGCAAGAGUUUUAUUAACCCAAAAUACACUCAAGGAAAACCUUUUGACUUUCAUUUCUAAUCUAUAUAGGCCUAUAAUAACCAAAUUUAUUGAGUUAUGACAGAACUGCAUAACAUUUCUUAAAAUUUCCUUCUUGAGCUCUGUGAAACCUCAAAAAGCAAUCUACUCACUAAUGGUCUGUUAGACAUAAAUAAUCAAAUCAUGUAUUAUGUAUAUUUAAUACCAAUAAAAUAUAAUAUAUAAUCAACAUUGUAUAAUUAAAAUUGUCAAGCUCUACUUGAAAGCCUUAAAAAAUGACUCUGGAAGAAUUAAGCUAUUCUAUUUAACACGUAAUAGAUAGUUGGCAUAAAGCAAAGUUUAUGUAUUUAGUUUUCUCAUAUUCUAUUGUAUUUCCAUAAACCAUUAAGAUAUAACUUUAGGUAUUUUUCCAUCAGUAAGUAAAGAUAUAGAUGAUUUCUUUUUAUAGGUAACUGAAGGUUUUAAGAGGGUUUAGACUGAAAAUCAGGUACCAUUUAGUCAUAACAUGAUACAAAGACCUUUAAUCAGGAAAAAGAUUUUUAGCAUUAUUGCUUAAGUCUUAUAAACAUGUUGAAUUUUAACCAAAUUGAUACCUCUCCAGUCUUGUUUCCUUUACUAUUAAGUCAUAUUUUUUGGCAAAUAUAUAGGUAAUGAUGUAAUUUUAAAAUUAAAUUAACUGUGAAUAAAUUCUAAUUUGUUGAUCAGUGCAUAUAUUUUGCCCCCACUUUACCUAGUAUAUUCCUCCUGGAAAAAGUGACUGUCCCACAUGAAAACAAAACAAAACAACAACAACAACAACACACACACACACACACACACACAAACAAACAAAAAAAAACCGCAGAGCUUUAUUUCUUCCUUGAAGAUUUUCAGGUAUUAUAGGAGCAAAAAAGUCCAUUAAAAAAAAAAA